This is a messenger RNA of Meloidogyne enterolobii, 939 nucleotides long. Lineage: Eukaryota; Metazoa; Nematoda; Chromadorea; Rhabditida; Meloidogynidae. The record is from the annotation of a GenBank genome assembly.
CGCUGUGCGCAAUUCUGCAGCACUGCAUCAUCAUCAAAACAUUUGGGGGUCGUUAUCUUAAAAAUAUUGCUCCCUAGCAGAGAAAGCGUUUCCGCCAUUCCAAGGGAAUGCGUAAACGACGGCGCCGCUGGAAAUUUAAAGAAAAGGAACAUUAAAAACAAAAAAAGAAAAGAAAAUAAAGUUUUAAAAAUUAAUUGUGAAAACAACAAAAUUUGUUAUGAAAAUGCAGCAACAUCAAGUAGAGGAAAUAAUUUUACGUUGGAAGUGGAGAUGGAGAAUAAAGAAUUUCCUAUUAACAACAUUAAUUCUUGUAUUAAAACUAUUCCAAAAUUAUUUAACUCCAACAGUAAUUCUCAGCAUUUUCCCAGUGAAGAAGUUAAUUUUACAAUUGCAGAACAUCGAAAAAGGCAUAGGAGAAGAAAUGAAAUUUUAAUUCCAUUUUCUGAAAAUUAUCAAAAAAUACGGGUCAUUUCAUCUAAUAUUAAACAACAUUUUUUAUUUAAAAAUUCACUCCCUUUAGAAAGGAGACAAAAGCCAUUUUGGCGAUAUACAAAAACAAUUAAUUUGGUGCUAUUUUUACAAUUGCUUAUUUUAUUUUUAAUACUAAAGCCUUUAUCAACUUUCUUUCUUUAUUCAACUGCCUCUGAAAUUUCAUUGAAUGAAACAAAUUCUUUUGAAGAUUUUGAAGAAAAUAUUUAUCAAAAUUUUACUGAAAAUAUUUGGAGAUUUCAACAAUUAAAUAUUGAAAAUAAUUAUUACAAAAGAUUUAAAAGAAAAAAUGAUUGGAAGCAACGAAAAUUAUCAAAGCAAUUAUUUACAAAAAUGGGAUUAAUUGAAGAAAAAGGACUACAACUCGAAAUGUGUCAUGUUUGGAAUAAAGGAUCGCCUUCUGAACUUUGUGCAUUGAAUAGAUGGGAAAGAAUUAAACGAAUGGAGUAA